Messenger RNA from Physeter macrocephalus (sperm whale), 2010 nucleotides. RefSeq names its product NLR family pyrin domain containing 1 (gene NLRP1). Gene Ontology annotation, cellular component: canonical inflammasome complex. The record is from RefSeq and is a predicted model, not a curated record. NCBI's taxonomy places the organism in Eukaryota, Metazoa, Chordata, Mammalia, Artiodactyla, Physeteridae. Gene Ontology annotation, molecular function: protein binding.
AUGGAGACGGAGCGCGAGCUGCACAACCACUUGCAGAGGAUGCACGCACGUGACAAUGUACGCCAGACACACCCUUCCUCACUCCUUUACCAAGCUCUCCCAAGUUCCCCAGACCAUGAGUCACCAAGCCAAGAAUUACCCAAUGACCCCACAUCCACAGCAGUGCUGAGAGGCUGGGAACCCCAACAUCAGCCCAGCGCAGAGCCCAGAAAGCAGGAGGCUCCUGGGACUGUGCUGCCACUGGCUGAAACAUCUGGAAACAGCUGCACAGGUAAGGCCCUGCUGAGCUUCUGGAAAGGUGUGGGUGAGGCAAAGACAUGGAUGGGGGCCAGGUUGAGCUGGGUCCCGGUCACAGAUGCCUGCUGGCAGGUUCCCUUCUCCGUUCUCCAGGUCACUGGAAGCCUGAAGGAGCUGGACUUGGGUGGAAACUUCUUGAGCCACUCUGCCGUACAGAGUCUCUGUGAGGCCCUGAGAUGCCCUAGGUGCCACCUAGAGACCCUGUGGUUGGCCGGCUGCGGCCUCACAGCUGAAGGCUGCGAGGACCUUGCCUCUGGGCUGAGCGCCAGCCAGACCCUGGUGGAGCUAGAAUUGAGCUUCAAUAUGCUCCUGGACACUGGAGCUGAGCACCUUUGCCAGGGCCUGAGACAGCCAAGCGGCAAGCCGCGGCGACUGUUACUGGUCAGCUGCGGCCUCACGCCCGGCUGCUGCCAGGACCUGGCCUCCGUGCUCGGGUCCAGCCCCAGCCUGAGCGAGCUAGACCUGCAGCAGAACAACGUGGAUGGCCUCGGCAUGAGGCUGCUCUGCGAAGGGCUCACACAGCCUACCUAACUCACACUCCUGUGGCUGGAUCAGACCCAGCUGAGCGAGGAGGUGACAGAGAGGCUGGGGGUCCUGAAGGAGAAGAAGCCUCAGCUGCUCAUCUCCAGGAUACAACUGAAGAUUCUCGGUUCUGGGGUCAUCCUGGCGACACGGGUCCCUCCCGUCUUGCACAUGUGCAGUGCUGUCUCCGUAAAAUAACUCAUCAAUCAACAUAUUUAAGGAGGCAAAACCAGUUUCAGCUGGAAGCCAAGUCUGACGAUCCCCAAUGAGGGCCCAGGUGGAGGAGGGACGAGUGAUAACAUGUCCUCACUCAAGCGGCAGAGACAAGAAUCAGAGGGAAGCGCCCCUCAAGUAGCACAGGUGGAACCCUUCUGUCUGUCGUCUCCUGCCCCCCUGGGGGACCUACACACGGAGUCUCUGGGGACCGAGGAUGACUUCUGGGGUCCCACAGGGCCUGUGGCUACCGACGUAGUUGACAAAGAGAGGAGCCUGUACCGAGUUCACUUCCCCGUGGCCAGCUUCUACCACUGGCCCAAUACCGGUCUCCACUUUGUGGUGAGAGGGCCAGUGACAGUUGAAAUGGAAUUCUGUGCCUGGGACCAGUUCCUGAACAGGACAUUCCCACAGCACAGCUGGAUGGUUGCAGGGCCUCUGUUUGACAUCAAGGCUGAGCCAGGAGCUGUGGCAGCUGUGUACCUCCCUCACUUUGUGGCCCUCCAAGCGAACUACGUGGACAUCCCCCUGUUCCAAGUGGCCCACUUCACAGAAGAGGGGAUGCUCCUGGAGAAGCCAGCCAGGGUGGCGCCAUAUUACUCCGUCCUGGAAAACCCCAGCUUCUCGCCCAGGGGAGUUCUACUGAGGGUGGCCCACGCUGCUCUGCACUUCAUUCCCAUCACUUCCACCGGGUUGCUCUACCAUCACCUCCAUCCUGAAGAAGUCACCUUCCACCUCUACCUGAUCCCCAGUGACUGCUCCAUUCAGAAGGCCAUAGAUGAUGAAGAGAAGAAGUUCCACUUUGUGCGAAUACACAAGCCGCCCCCGCUGACGCCGCUCUACGUGGGCUCCCGCUACAUCGUGUCUGGUUCGGAGAAGCUGGAAAUAAUGCCGGAGGCCCUAAUCAGUCCUAAGGAAGCUGUGAUCACCUGCGCUGUGGUGGGCUCUAUGGCUGUGGGAGUGCUGCUGGCAAGUUAG